Molecule: messenger RNA, 708 nt
Organism: Blastocystis hominis
Lineage: Eukaryota; Bigyra; Opalinata; Blastocystidae
Exons: 5
Coding region: 1-708 (235 amino acids)
Source: RefSeq, a predicted model, not a curated record
AUGAGGAAAGGAGACCGAUGGAGCAACACCAUUUCAGUGUCAGCGAAGCAAUGGGUAUGCGAGUACAAGCGGAAGCGUCACAAAAUAGGGAAGAUGUACAAAAACACGGAGCCAACUGUUUCCCAGGAGAAUAUAAAAUCUCUGGGUGAUUUUAUCCGGUUUACGAACGAAGGAAUUCCUACGCGAGCGGAGCAACUCAAGAGAGACCGCAAAUUGUAUGAGACAGGCAAUCUCCCUCAAGCCGCCAGCAGUUCAUCGGGUGCCACUCUCCAAGGCGAAGUGGUGGGUACCAUCGAGUCCCAUCGUUCCUCCCCAAAGCAGCGCAAGGGAAUCUCCGUAUCCUUCUCGAACGGCCAGAUCGUUCUGGACCGUUCCUCGAUCAACCGUCAAGUUGACCAAUUUGAUGGAAACGACAGCGACGAUGAGCAGGAACUCGCCGAUCUGAUCAAUAAACCCUACCGUCAACGAAAACACAAACUGGUCAGCUGGUCCGUCGAGGAAACCCGCCAAUUUUACGAGUGUUUGCGUCGUUUCGGCACCGAUUUCUUCUUGAUGAACCAGGUCAUCACCAAUCGAACGCGGAACGAUGUGAGCCAUUCUUGCCGAAUUCGAUCGAAUCUAGCUAAAAAACAAGUUCAAAACCGAGGAAAAGCGAAAUCCGCGCUUGGUCAACCUCACUUUGGCCGUUCAUUUGAAGGAGAAAAUUAG